Molecule: messenger RNA, 1353 nt
Organism: Miscanthus lutarioriparius
Lineage: Eukaryota; Viridiplantae; Streptophyta; Magnoliopsida; Poales; Poaceae
Source: the annotation of a GenBank genome assembly
AUGAGUCAUGCGCACGACGGCCAUAGGUCCAUCUUUCCCGUGGGGAAUCCCUUCAGGAUGAUUUUCCCAAGAGGAGCCCACCUGUCGCCGAAGCUCACCAAGCUCCUCGCUUCGUACGAGGAUGGCCUGGCCUCGAGCUUGAGGAAGCUCAAACCAGAGGACACCUCAGAGGUGCUCACACUAUCAUGGAUGAAGCUCGCAGUGGACUGCUUAUCGGAGCUGCACACCAAUAUAGCCACCCUGAUUACUGAGCUUGAGCUGCCCUUAUCUGACUGGGACGAGAAGUGGGUGGACAUUUACCUGAACAGCAGUGUGAAGCUGCUGGACAUCUGCAUUGCGCUGAGCUCAGAGCUCUCUCGGUUGGAUCAAGGGCAGCUGCUUGUGCGAUAUCUCCUGAAUGUGUUGGACUCUGGGAGCGACGUGCCAUCCCAGGAGCAGCUCAAGAAAGCUGAGGUAUCGCUUAAGGAAUGGAUUGAGCGAGGAAGUGAAAGGUCUCUGAGGCUUGAUAGUUGCUUGGCAGCGCUACAGGAGCUUUCUGGGAACCUUUGCCUGAUGAAGGUUAAGCAUUCUGCUAAGGGGAAAGUGCUCAUGCGGGCAUUGUAUGGAAUCGAGGCCGUUACAGUCUUAAUCUGCAGUGUCCUUAUAGCCGUACUGUCGGGUAGCUUCAAGCCACUGGUGGAGUUUGAUGUCCCUGAGAAAUUUGAAUGGUCUACGGCCUUCAUUGAUCUUCAUAAGGCCAUAAGUGGGGAACUUAGCAGUCAGCUAUGCAGAGUUCCAGCUGUAAAAGAGCUGGCGGAUGUUGAGGUAUGUGCUAGACAGCUGCAUACAUUGACUUGUGCUGCUCAGCUUGAAGAGGAGAAUGCCAGCCUGGUUCAUGCUUUUAGCCAUUCAAAGGAAGUGGUCCUGCCAGAUGCUACAGCCCAGGAAGGAGGCGAUGUGGAUAAUCUUAAGAUGGCUGAGGACACUAGCUGUCAGCAUGAAGUGAUCACGCUGCAAAGUAUUACUACAGAAGGAGGAAUGGAUACAGCUGACAUCAAGGAGGAUGCCAAGACUUUCGGUCAUACAAAAGAAGUGAUGGUGCAUGAGAAAACAAGUGACAGAGGACACCAAGAUGAUAACACAAAGCAGGCCACUGGUGUUGGCACUGAGAUUAAUUGCUUGGAAAGGAGAGAGGAGCUGCUGAACUGCAUCUCCAGCAUGUCGAAAAGCGCUGAAAGGCUCUGGUUGGGGUUGGACUCGCUGUCAAAGCGGGUGGGUGACUUCUUCCAGAUCGUGCUUACAGGGCGUGAUGCACUACUUUGCAAUCUCAGGAUUUCAGACGGGGGCAAGGUUGCUGCAGAGGUCAGGUCUUAA